This is a messenger RNA of Piliocolobus tephrosceles (Ugandan red Colobus), 2573 nucleotides long. RefSeq names its product acyl-CoA synthetase medium chain family member 3 (gene ACSM3). Gene Ontology annotation, molecular function: fatty-acyl-CoA synthase activity; fatty acid ligase activity. The transcript is spliced from 14 exons. NCBI's taxonomy places the organism in Eukaryota, Metazoa, Chordata, Mammalia, Primates, Cercopithecidae. The coding region runs from base 219 to 1979 and encodes 586 amino acids. The record is from RefSeq and is a predicted model, not a curated record. Gene Ontology annotation, biological process: fatty acid biosynthetic process; acyl-CoA metabolic process. Gene Ontology annotation, cellular component: mitochondrial matrix.
AGGAAAGUGCUUUGGGCUAGUCUUGCUCCUCCGGGUUGUCAGACUGCUCCUCCCUCUUCUUUUGACUGCUACGACGAAAAAGCGGAUGUGAGAACUCAAGAUUCAGGGCUGCUCUUCUAGAAAACAAGUCUGCCAUAAUCUCCAGCUGCGUUGGAAUCCGUUAACUAAUGAAUUGGUCUCUGUGCAAAUCCUGAGUGCUAAAGUUUCCAACAAGACUGAUGCUAGCUUGUGUCACCAUGAAGAUGCUACAUCAUGCCAAGUGUUUUCAGCGCCUAACAAUUUUUGGUUCUGUGAGGGCAUUGCAUAAAAAUAAUAGAAGAGCAACCCCUCAGAAUUUUUCCAACUAUGAAUCCAUGAAACAGGACUUCAAACUGGAGAUUCCAGAGUAUUUCAACUUUGCUAAAGAUGUCCUGGACCAAUGGACUAAUAUGGAAAAGGCUGGAAAAAAACCUUCAAAUCCAGCCUUCUGGUGGAUCAAUGGAAAAGGAGAAGAGGUGCGAUGGAGUUUUGAGGAACUGGGAUCUCUGUCCAGAAAAUUUGCCAAUAUACUUUCAGAAGCCUGUUCCCUACAAAGAGGAGAUCGGGUAAUUCUGAUUCUGCCCAGGGUCCCAGAGUGGUGGCUUGCAAAUGUGGCCUGUCUGCGAACAGGGACAGUUUUAAUUCCAGGAACCACUCAGCUGACCCAGAAAGACAUUCUCUACAGACUACAAUCUUCAAAAGCAAACUGCAUCAUCACCAAUGAUGUUUUAGCCCCAGCAGUAGAUGCUAUUGCACCCAAAUGUGAAAAUCUGCACUCCAAGCUGAUUGUAUCAGAGAACUCCAGAGAGGGGUGGGGGAACCUUAAGGAGAUGAUGAAAUGUGCCAGUGACAGCCACACCUGUGUGAAGACAAAACACAAUGAGAUCAUGGCCAUGUUCUUUACCAGUGGAACAAGUGGAUAUCCGAAAAUGACUGCACACACCCACAGCAGUUUUGGCUUAGGAUUAUCUGUGAAUGGAAGGUUCUGGCUAGAUUUAACACCCUCAGAUGUGAUGUGGAAUACCUCAGAUACAGGCUGGGCAAAGUCUGCAUGGAGUAGUGUUUUUUCUCCAUGGAUCCAGGGAGCAUGUGUAUUCGCACACCAUUUACCCCGUUUUGAGCCAACUUCUGUCUUGCAAACACUCUCCAAGUACCCCAUUACAGUCUUCUGUUCAGCAGCAACUGUAUACCGAAUGCUUGUACAGAAUGAUAUGGCCAGCUGUAAGUUUAAAAGCUUAAAGCACUGUGUGACUGCUGGGGAACCAAUCACCCCUGAUGUGACUGAAAAAUGGAGAAACAAGACGGGCCUAGAUAUCUACGAAGGAUAUGGACAGACUGAAACGGUGCUAAUCUGUGGAAAUUUUAAGGGAAUGAAAAUUAAACCUGGCUCAAUGGGAAAACCUUCUCCUGCUUUUGAUGUUAAGAUUGUAGAUGUAAAUGGCAAUGUUCUGCCUCCUGGACAAGAAGGAGAUAUUGGCAUUCAAGUUCUACCUAAACGACCAUUUGGCCUUUUUGCUCAUUAUGUAGAUGAUCCUUCAAAAACAGCUUCAACUCUACGAGGCAAUUUCUAUAUCACUGGGGACAGAGGGUAUAUGGAUGAAGAUGGGUAUUUUUGGUUUGUUGCAAGAUCAGAUGAUAUCAUAUUAUCCUCUGGUUAUCGAAUUGGACCAUUUGAGGUAGAAAAUGCCCUGAAUGAACACCCUUCAGUUGCAGAGUCAGCUGUUGUCAGCAGCCCAGACCCCAUCAGAGGAGAGGUAGUAAAGGCUUUUAUUGUUCUAAAUCCUGAUUACAAGUCACAUGACCAAGAACAACUAAUAAAGGAGAUUCAGGAGCAUGUUAAAAAAUCUACAGCACCUUACAAAUAUCCCAGAAAGGUAGAAUUUAUUCAAGAGCUGCCAAAGACUAUCAGUGGGAAGACAAAAAGAAAUGAACUGAGGAAGAAAGAAUGGAAGACAAUUUAAAUUUGUUUCAUUAAUUACCAUAUCUAUAAAACAUAGUAUCUGUCAAUCUCUAGAAACCACAGGAUGAUGGAGACAUGAUAAAAACUGUGGUAGUAUGCUUAGAAACUGCUGAUUUAAAAUAUCUUGUGGUUAUGAUAUCAGAGGCUAAAUUUUGAAAUAAAAUAUUUGGCAAAUUCCUCCACAUUAGUGUCAAUGUUCCUAUCAUUGCUUAAUAUAAAAAUGUCAUCAAUUGCUGAUUAAUUUUUAAAUGUAUAGUAUAGAAGCAGUUUCUGAACCAAAUCUCUGGUACAUAGGUUUUCAAACUUUAGUUGACUAAUUAUUCUGAUACGGUGAUAUACAAAUCAGAACCAAUGUUCAAGCCAUGAAAUAAAACUAAAGAACUUAUAAAAGUUUUUAGAAAAAUAUAAAAUAUCAGAAGAUUAUGAUAAUUCUCAAAGUACAAGAAUCUACCUGAAAAUAGACUAGGGGUUUUUAUCAGUCACACUUUUUGCAAAUAAUUUAAAAAUAGUUUAAGACUUGUUUCAAGGUCUAACUAUAAAAGAAGGAUCAUAUACUAUUGUUGCUUAUUAUAUGUAAUAAAUACUGUUUACAAAA